This is a messenger RNA of Brachypodium distachyon (stiff brome), 2281 nucleotides long. Its product is annotated as GATA transcription factor 5. Bases 145 to 1458 code for a protein of 437 amino acids. The transcript is spliced from 3 exons. NCBI's taxonomy places the organism in Eukaryota, Viridiplantae, Streptophyta, Magnoliopsida, Poales, Poaceae. Gene Ontology annotation, biological process: regulation of DNA-templated transcription. Gene Ontology annotation, molecular function: sequence-specific DNA binding; zinc ion binding. The record is from RefSeq and is a predicted model, not a curated record.
ACCCGAACCGAAGGCCAAAAAAAGAAAAAGAGGAGAAAAGAUUUGGACAGAGAGGCGCGGGAGCGUGGAGUGAAAUGCGAGGAAGGGGAGGGCCGUAGAGGGAACAGUGCAUUUGUCGUGCCCACGGACUUUGGCAGCCAUUCAAUGCUCCACCAAACGCUCAUCCCUUCUUCCUCCCCUUCCUGCCCAUCCGUCUCCGCCUCCCUUUCCUCGCCUCUCCUCUACCCUUCAAACGCCAAAGACACCGCCGCCGCCACCACAACAGCUUCUUCUUCCCCUCUCCUUUGCUCCCCAGCCAUGCCGUCCUACGCGCACCACCGCAGCUCUCUGGACGAGAGGAUGGAGGCGCUCAAGGGUAGUAGCCGUCAGGAAGAGACGGCCGAGGAGGUCGCCGCUGCGGCCGAAGCGCCCGCGGCCUGGGGCUUCGGCGAUAGGGACGGGUUCUCCGUGGAGGACCUGCUUGACCUCGAGGAAUUUUGCGAGGCGGACAAGGACGGCGCCGACGAGCACGAGGCGGCGCCUGCAGCCGCCGAUAACCAGGAGAAGUCCAACGAUGACUCCCUGCAGUCCGUCGUGUCCUACGACGUUGUGGUGCCUCACGCGCCCUCGGUGCCGGAGAUUGUUGACCUACCGGCGCAUGACGCCGAGGAGCUAGAGUGGGUCUCCCGUAUCAUGGACGACUCGCUCUCGGAGCUUCCGCCGCCGCCGCCACCUCCUACCGCAACGAUGAUGGCGUCGUUAGCUGGGCGCGCGCCGCAGCACAGGCUGAUGAUGCUGCAGCAACGGCGCCCGCACGACGGAGCUUACCGCGCUCUGCCGUCGUCAGCGUCCGACCCGCUGCGGACGCCGACCAUAUGCGCUCUGUCAACGGAGGCCUUGGUGCCGAUCAAGGCGAAGCGCAGCAAGCGCUCGCGGGCGUCAGGGUGGUCGCUCUCGGGCGCCGCUCCUGACUCGACGUCGUCUUCGUCGACAACAACCACUUCCUCGUGCUCUUCGUCCGCGUCCUUCUCGCCCUACUUCCUGAUGGACUCGGCCCAUCUCGGCGCCUCGGACCUCACGGAGGACUACACUCUCGGCGGCCCGCCGCCGAAGAAGUACAAGCACGGUAAGCACAGCAAGCACAAGCCCAAGAAGCGCGGCCGCAAGCCCAAGCACCUCCCCCCGCACCCUGCCAGCGCGGCCGUGAGCUUCCCGAGCGACCGCCGCUGCAGCCACUGCGGCGUCCAGAAGACCCCGCAGUGGCGCGCGGGGCCGGAGGGCGCCAAGACGCUCUGCAACGCCUGCGGCGUCCGCUACAAGUCCGGCCGGCUCCUCCCCGAGUACCGCCCGGCGUGCAGCCCGACCUUCGAGAGCACCAUCCACUCCAACUCCCACCGCAAGGUGCUCGAGAUGCGGCGCAAGAAGGAGGACGGGCCACUCACGGUCUCUGCCACCGCGCCGGCCGUGGCGUCGUUCUAGCUCUAGCUCAGCUUGGGAGCCACCUCGCGGUGGCUGUACAUUUUUCCGGCCGUAUUUAGUCCUGUACCGUACUUUGAAUUUUCUUUUCCCCCCUCUUUACUCGUCUAGUACUAGUAUCGUGUUAGUCCCGGUUAAGUUACUUAGAGUUUAGGAGGUUUAGGUCAGUCAGGUCAUGUUAGGUUUAGGAAUUCGGCUUUGGUUGCGUUGCUCCUCCAACUCCAGCUUUAGCAGUUUGUUAGGGUACUACUACUGCGCUACAGCAGCAGUGCAGCACUAGCGCAGAACUUUAUUUCUAUCUUUCUUCUGAAGAGUUUUUCCAUGGGCUGCUCCAGUAAGCGAUCAGCAUGCAUAUGUCUGGUAGUACAUCAAUGGCGGUGCUUAGUUCUGGAGUAGUAUGAGGCAUGAAGAUAUUCAGAAUUUGCUAUCGGUUGAAGGGGGGAAAAGGAGAUGAAACUAAGUCUCCUUAUUUUACUGCCUGUAUCCAGGAGAUGAGAAGAGGGCAACGAUUCGGGAAAGGCUUGCUUGUUGCGUGCACUCUUUGUUAGUGGAGUACAUCACAUGAUGUUGUCAUCUGUAACAGCAUGGUAUGCUAGUUAGGAGCAGACAGUUGAGAUCUUUGGAUAGCGAGGGUAGAGAAGCAAGCAGCAAAUAGAGUAGUAGAUACAGACGUGGAGACGAUUGUUGCCAGCAAUAUUGCCUUCACCCUUCCUGAAGUUCGUUCGUCCUUGGCGUGUUAAUUCGCUUCCAGAAUGAAUCAUGCAGAGCUGCGUCUCUCCGAGUAGUCUGUAUCUGUACCUGAAACCUAACCGUUUGAAAAGACGAA